AUGAAUAUCCAAAAACAAGGGGACAGACUCAAGCCGAAUACUACUAUUGAACGGUUCUUGCGCAAAAACGCGCUAAUGGUUUUCGAUACCCUGCCCGUCGAGAUUCGAGAAGUCUCGUUUGAUGGGGUUAUCGAGGCGAUGAAAAGACGCAUGGUUAUUCACGGAAAUAGUGAGAAAAUUGAGGCAGUAUCUGACCUAAGGAAAUUAACUCUAAGGGAAGAUCAGUCAGUAGCCGAAUUCUGUUGGGUAUUGAAGCGCACUGCAGGCAAAGCAUGCCCAGACGUGCCACCGGAAGUGACUGCGCUGCAGAAAGCGGAGAUCCUGAGCAGACAAUUAUCCAACUGGAGUGGCAGCUACUGUUUAACAGAAGCACUCAAGACAAAUGCAGAAGUCGACAAAAUGCUGAAGGAAACGGCACUGCGGUUAGAGGGAAAUGCCAGAAUUGCGGAUGAAUGUAGGAAGACAGGCAGAAGCAAGCCUAUGCAGCAGUUGAAACCGAGAUAG
Messenger RNA from Haemonchus placei, 504 nucleotides. NCBI's taxonomy places the organism in Eukaryota, Metazoa, Nematoda, Chromadorea, Rhabditida, Trichostrongylidae. The record is from the annotation of a GenBank genome assembly.